Lodderomyces beijingensis is the source of this 405-nucleotide messenger RNA. The record is from the annotation of a GenBank genome assembly. Lineage: Eukaryota; Fungi; Ascomycota; Pichiomycetes; Serinales; Debaryomycetaceae.
AUGUCAACCAACUACACGGAAGAUGACCCCCUCGCAGAACCAACAAACACCCAAAACAUAGACUUGUCCAAACUAUCGCCUCAGGAACUUCGAAUUUACAAAAUGUACGGCAAGUUGCCCACUACCCUGCAGAUACUCAGCUCGAAAUUCCACGAUAAAAAGUACUUUGAUAGUGGAGAUUACGCCAUGCAGAAGCAGAAACCCGGUAAUAAGAACCUCAGUGGUGUGUUGGGCACUGCUGGCGGCUUACCCUUGAACCACCCCAGUGCCGAGAGGGUCAAGGAGAUGUCAGUGAGGAACUCGAUUAGUGCUCUGAAUGCGCAAAUCUUUGCAAAUGGCAAGAGCGGGCUUUUGAAUGAAAGCACCCCCAAGCUGGGUGGCGAAGAUAGGAAGGAGGAUAAUUAA